This is a messenger RNA of Lotus japonicus, 2200 nucleotides long. RefSeq names its product heat shock protein 90-6, mitochondrial-like. Bases 102 to 2099 code for a protein of 665 amino acids. The transcript is spliced from 18 exons. Lineage: Eukaryota; Viridiplantae; Streptophyta; Magnoliopsida; Fabales; Fabaceae. Gene Ontology annotation, molecular function: ATP hydrolysis activity; ATP binding; ATP-dependent protein folding chaperone. The record is from RefSeq and is a predicted model, not a curated record. Gene Ontology annotation, cellular component: plasma membrane; protein-containing complex; perinuclear region of cytoplasm. Gene Ontology annotation, biological process: cellular response to heat; protein stabilization; protein folding.
UUUGUUUGGGUCUCACACAAUUAACCAAAAACCCUUCUAAAACCCUACCAUUACCAAAUUCAUAUUUCACUGCUUCGUUCAUUCGCAGUUUUCAAUUUCUCAUGAAUCUCACUUUCACACUUCCUUCCUUCGUUCCAACCAUGCACCGCCUUCCACGGCGAUCUUCCUCCCUUUCUAACAUUCUCCGACUCGGCGUCGCUCUUCGCCGUGCCACACUUUCCUCUGCCUCGGUGGCUGAAAAUGACGCCAAAUUCAGGUGUUAUUCUUCUUUCUUACGCUCUGACACUUCCAGUGCUCAGCCGAAUUGGAAAAGGGGCAUGUUUUUGCUCAAACGAUAUCAAUCUACUACUGCUGCUGCUGAUGAAUCUUCUGCUGUGUCGGGUUCCGCGUCUGCUCAAAGAUUUGAGUACCAACCAGAGGUUAGCCGUCUCAUGGACCUCAUUGUUAACGGUUCAAACAGUUACAAGGAUGUGUUUGUUAGGGAACUUAUCAGCAAUGCUAGUGAUGACUUGAAUAAGCUGCAAGUUCUGAGUUUUACAGAGCCUGAACUGUUGAAGGAUAAUGUUGAUUUUCAUAUCCUCAUUAAGACUGAUAAAGAUAAUGGGAUUAUCACUAUUACAGAUACGGGCAUAGGUAUGACUAAGAAAGAACUAGUCGAUUGUCUUGGAACUAUUGCUCAAAGUGGAACUGCAAAGUUUUUGAAGGCUUUAAAGGAUGGCAAAGAUGCUGGUGGUGACAACAAAUUAAUUGGUCAAUAUGGCGUAGGAUUUUUUUCCGCCUUUCUGGUUUCUGAUCGGGUGGUUGUCUCAACUAAGAGUCCAAAAUCUGAUAAGCGAUAUGUUUGGGAAGGAGAGGCAAAUGCGAGCUCAUAUACCAUAUAUGAGGAGCCUAAUCCUGAGAAGCCUCUUCCUAGAGGAACUCACCUUACACUGUAUCUUAAGAGGGACUACAAAGGGUUUGCUCAUCCAGAGAGGAUUGAAAAGCUUGUGAGAAACUACUCGCAAUAUGUCCCAUUCCGGGUAUUCUUCUGGAAGGAAGAGGAGUACACGCUUGAAGGUCUGGCUGAAGCCAAAACAGAUAAACAAGAUGAGAAUACUGAGAAGAAGAAAAAAACUAUAACUGUUCCUAUGAAUUAUUGGGACACCACCAUAAAUGAACCUGAACCUAUUUGGCUUCGUUAUCCUUCACGAGUCGAAAGGGAGGAGUACUUAGAGUUUUACAAGAAUACUUUCAAUGAAUACCUGGAGCCAUUGGCAUCAUCAUCACACAGGUUCUCUGAGAAAUUGCAAAAGGAGAAAUUAAAGUAUGAUCCUGAGAAUGAGUUAGUGUUUACGUCUACACUUUAUGUUCCUGCCAUUGCUCCCUCAAGGAAGGAUGACAUAGUCAAUCCCAAGACCAAGAAUAUUAGACUUUAUGUGGAGAGAGUGUUCAUUUCAGAUGACUUUGAUGGAGAACUGUUCCCCAGAUACUUAAGUUUUCUCAAAGGUAUGGUUGAGUCAGCCAAACUUCCAAUCAACGUGUCACGCGAAGAAUUUCAGGCGAGCCCCAUAGUGCGGAUUAUGAGGGCACACUUGGUUAGAAUGGCUUUUGAUAUGAUUGCGGGGAUAGCCUUUAAUGAUGACAGAGAGGUCUAUGAGAAGUUCUGGGAGAACUAUGGCAAACACUUGAAAUUGGGUUGCAUUGAAGACCAUGAGAAUCACAAACGAAUUGCUCCAUUGCUUCGGUUUUUCUCGUCCAAAAGUGAGGAAGAACUGAUAAGCUUGGAUGAGUAUGUUGAGAACAUGAAACCUGAUCAAAAGGAUAUUUAUUACGUUGCUGCUGACAGUGUGUCUAGUGCAAAGAGCUCACCUUACGUGGAGAAACUUGCGGAGAAAGAUCUUGAAGUCCUGUUUUUGGUGGAGGAUCCAAUAGACGAGGUUGCCAUUCAAAACCUUAAAUCAUACAUGGAACUGAAUUUUGUUGACAUUGGCAAGGAAGACUUGGUUCUAGGCGAUAAAAAUGAAGAAACUAGAAAGGGAGAAGGAAGUGUUGAAGCUCUAGAAGCUGAGGUAGUUGUGAACCCACUGACGCUGGUGGUCAGAAGUGAAAAGACUGUCUAGAGAUUUUUCGUUUUCUGAUCCUUAAUUCUAUGUUGCUUAGCGGAAUUACAUUUGAUAUUGGUGGUAUAUAAUUCUAUAUAUAAUCUGAUGGACAUUUAGUA